Messenger RNA from Bombus huntii, 2414 nucleotides. It is a transcript of the gene ABCB7, whose product is annotated as iron-sulfur clusters transporter ABCB7, mitochondrial. The transcript has 11 exons. Gene Ontology annotation, biological process: intracellular iron ion homeostasis; transmembrane transport. Gene Ontology annotation, molecular function: ATP binding; ATP hydrolysis activity; ABC-type transporter activity. NCBI's taxonomy places the organism in Eukaryota, Metazoa, Arthropoda, Insecta, Hymenoptera, Apidae. The record is from RefSeq and is a predicted model, not a curated record. Gene Ontology annotation, cellular component: mitochondrial inner membrane. The coding region runs from base 172 to 2391 and encodes 739 amino acids.
ACAUAUAUGUAUAUUCAAUCAGAGACUCUAAAUGCAUAUACAUAUAAUAGCACACUUGUAUAGCCAAUAGCCGGUGUGGGUUAUUAGAUUUGUAUUUUUAUCAUGAUCUAAUAAUCUAAUUUGUGAAUUUUGCUUUUGUAUUGCCAUUUGUGAAUAAAUAUUUCUAGCAUAAUGUUAAGUAUUAUUCUAUGUCGUCGCAUGUUACGGACUGGAUAUAAUGAAAAUAAUCUCUGGACCAGAUCAUUUGUAACGUGUUCAAUUAAAUCACGAAGACAAAUUACUUAUCGCGAAGAAGUUUUAUCUCACAUUUUGACACGUACUCUAAUAUACCCUGCCAUUGGAAUUAGGUGUUGCAGUGGAAAUGUAAUUGAUCGUACACAGAAAAAGAAAUCUAUUAUAAGUUCUGUUAAAUUUCCAUUGGUAAUACCUGGAUUUACUGGGGGAAAAUCAGGACAACAAAAAAGAGAUUGUUUUCAUCCUGGUGUAUCUAGUUUAAGCCAUGAAUGUAUUGAUGUUCAAGAAAGGGAGGCAAUUAAAUCUGCAAAUAUGAUUAGAGCAAUGCUUAGAUAUAUUUGGCCAAAAGAUGAUCCAGAUAUUCGAAGAAGAGUUAAAAUAGCCAUGGGUUUACUUGUUGGUGCAAAAGCUCUAAAUGUUGGCGUUCCUUUCAUUUUUAAAUGUGCAAUAGAUACUCUUAAUACCCAACACAUGGCAACUACUGGUAAUGCCAUUUUAAGUCUAGAAACUGGAUCAGAUACGGUUGCAACAGUAGCAACAUCAUUACUUAUUGGAUAUGGAAUAGCACGUGCUGGUGCAGCUGGAUUUAGUGAAUUGAGAAAUGCAGUAUUCGCAAAAGUUGCUCAUCAUUCUAUUCGUAAAAUAGCUAAAAAUGUAUUCUUGCAUUUACAUAAUUUAGACAUGGCUUUUCAUUUAGGUAGACAAACUGGAGCAUUAUCUAAAACAAUAGAUAGAGGGAGUCGUGGUAUAAAUUUUGUAUUAAAUGCUAUGGUAUUUAAUAUUAUUCCUACUGUCUUUGAAUUAUCAUUAGUUAGUACAGUCUUAUAUUUAAAAUGUGGAGCAGAAUAUGCAAGUAUUGCUCUUAGUUGUGUUGGAAUUUAUGCAUUAUUCACAUUGGCUAUUACUCAAUGGCGAACGAAAUUUAGAAUUUUUAUGAAUCAAGCAGAAAAUGAAGCAAGUAAUAAAGCAAUAGAUUCACUUAUCAAUUAUGAAACAGUAAAGUAUUUUAAUAACGAAAAAUUUGAAGCUGAAAGAUAUGACGAAUCGUUGAAGAAAUAUGAAAUUGCAUCACUUAAAACAAGUACAAGUCUAGCAAUGCUAAAUUUUGGACAAAAUGCUAUAUUUAGCGCUGCACUUAGUUUAAUAAUGGUACUAGCAUCCAAUAAUAUUAUAGAGGGUACCAUGACAGUAGGAGACUUAGUAAUGGUUAAUGGUCUUUUAUUCCAACUAUCAGUUCCCUUAGGAUUUUUGGGUUCAGUAUAUCGUGAAGUUAGACAAGCUCUCAUCGAUAUGCAAACUAUGUUUACUUUGAUGGCAAUGAAUACUGCUAUUAAGUCUAAAGAGAAUGCAACGCACUUUCAUAUAACUUCAAAGAAUUCGGAUAUUGAAUUUAAAAACAUUAGCUUUCACUAUGUUGAAGGCAAGCCUAUUUUUAAAGAUAUUAAUUUUACUAUUCCAAGUGGUAAAAAGAUAGCUAUUAUUGGCGGAUCUGGUUGUGGUAAAACAACAUUAGUAAGAUUGUUAUACCGAUUUUUUGAACCACACUCUGGAGCUGUUUUUAUAAAUGGACAUAAUAUUCGAGACAUUGAUUUAGAUAUCUUAAGAAAAUCAAUAGCAAUUGUUCCUCAGGACACUGUUCUCUUUCAUGAAAGUAUCUUUUACAACCUUCAUUAUGGUAAUUUAUCUAAAAGUAAGGAGGAUGUUUUUGAAGCUGCCAAAAUGGCAAAUUUACAUGAUUCCAUUCUUAAAUGGCCAAAAGGAUAUGAUACACCUGUUGGAGAACGUGGUUUAAAGUUAAGUGGUGGUGAAAAGCAACGAGUAGCAAUUGCUAGAGCAAUUUUAAAAAAUAGCCCAAUAUUAAUUUUUGAUGAAGCCACAUCAUCUCUAGAUUCUAUUACAGAACAUAAUAUUCUUGAAGCAUUACGUAGAGCAACUGUUGGCCGGACUUCCAUUGUUAUAGCCCAUCGAUUAUCCACUGUUAUGGAUUCAGAUGAAAUUUUUGUAUUAGAUAAUGGUAGUUUGAUUGAAAGAGGAACACAUGACUCUUUAUUAGCGGUGCCAAAUUCUUUAUAUUGCAAAUUGUGGGAAACACAACACAUAGGAAUGCUCAAAUCUAGUCAAGAAAAAGAUAAUAACUGUAGAACUCCAGGAGUUUGAAACAGAAAUUGUAUAAUGCACAG